UUAACGGGAAUCCCGAGCAACAAACAGGAAUGAAUAAAAAGAAAAAAGAAAAAAAGAAAUUAAAAAAUACAUGAAAUUUCAAGGCAGAGCUUGUGAUUCAAUUUAAUAAGUGAUCAGGGAAGUCCCGGGGUAAAAGAUGACGAAUAAGAAAGAUAAAAUGAUGAAGAAAAAUAAAAAAAAAGAAAGAAACGAAAUCUAUACGCGUACCUUUCACGCAAAGUGUAUAAACGUAAAAGCGAGGUAAGCGUCAAGGGCGUACAAUGAACCCUGCAAUAUAGUAAAAUUUCAAAUGGGUAACAUGAUGUACGUUAAGAUCAUGUACGAGGACAAAUAAGAAAUUAUAAUCAUACGUAAAUGGAGUAAAAAGAAAAGAAAUGCAAGAAGAAAAAAUAAACAAAGGAAGAUUAAAGGGAAACCACCUCCCAACUUACCUACCAUCUCCAAGUAUCAAGGUUAACAACAUACUGGUGAUAGUGUAAGGUGGUGGAUGUACAGUAGUAGAUUGGAAUAAAGCGUCGCGUGGAGCCAGAAUUUUCUCUCAGUUCGUUUCUGGUAGUGAACAGGGUAUGUAUGAAUCAUUAAGUUCGAAAGUACCCAAGAUCUCGGAUUCUUACCACGCUAGGUUUUAUUAGUGUUCUUUUCGAUCAGUCGUUUUCGUGUAAGGAUUCACUGACGUUGUCCAAAUCGAGUGGUCGUUACUAUUUUACAUUUUAUCAUUUCGUCGAAAGAAUCACAUUAAUCAAGUUACCCUUUCUUUUUUUUUUUGUAUAAUCUUCGAAACCGGUUAUUUGUUGUAUUCGGCUACGUACUGCCGAAUAAAAAGUAUCAUUUUCUUCAAGACACUCUCGAUAUUCCUUUUGGAAGUCUUCGAGGGUCGUUGGCAACAUUCAUCCACUUUAGUUCUUCUUUAACUUCGAAUUGGACAACCAGUUGGUAAAAAAAAAUAAGUGAAGAAAUCAGAACAAUGGAUUCGACAACGACGAUACCAGAAUGGUUUAAGGAUCGCAAAGUUCUUAUUACCGGUGCUACCGGAUUUUUAGGCAAAGUAAUGAUUCAUAAAUUGUUAAUGAGCUGUCCAGAUAUUGGCAAGAUUUUUCUAAUCAUUAGAGGAAAAAAAGGUGUCGAUACACAAUCAAGAUUGAAGAUCAUAACCGAUGGAGAACCAUUUCGCGAGCUUCGAGAAAAAUAUCCGGAAAGAUUGAAGAAAAUGAUUGCUAUACCGGGUGAAUUAACGAUAGAUGGAUUAGAUUUGGCCGAAGCUGACAAGGAAAGAUUAUUGAAAGAAAUUUCUGUGGUAAUUCAUACGGCUGCAAAUGUUAAAUUUGAUCUUCCAUUGAAGACCGCAGUUAAUGCUAAUACGAAGAGUACCAUGAAUGUUUUAGCUUUGGCUAAACAGAUGCCUCACCUUGAGUCCUUCGUACACGUAUCCACGGCAUAUUGUCAGUGCAGCGAGGAAAUAUUAGAAGAACGUGCAUACCCAACACCAAUUUCACCUGAAAGUGUAAUAUCCAUUGUUAACACGAUGCCUGAUGACGUUUUAGAUGCAAUGACACCAAAAUUGCUCGGUAAACAACCGAAUACUUAUGCAUUUAGCAAAUCACUCAGCGAGGAUCUUUUGUACAGAUCUAAUUUACCUGCUGGUGUAGCACGACCCUCGAUAGUGAUAGCAUCAUGGAAAGAACCGACACCAGGUUGGAUCGAUAAUAUAAAUGGUCCAACCGGACUGAUGAUUGGUGCAGGGAAAGGUGUAUUACGUACGAUGCUUUGCAAUGGAGAUUAUUUGACGGAUAUAAUGCCAUGUGAUAUUGCUGUUAAUUCAAUUAUAGCAUUGGCUUGGCGCGUUGGUAUGGAAAAACCUGAGAAACCUAUUUUCAUGAAUGUCACGGAAAGCGGAGACAAUCCUGUAACAUGGAGCCAAAUAAUAGAAAUUGGAAAGAAACAAACUCUGAAUUAUCCAUUUUCUGGACUGUUAUGGUAUCCAGGUGGAAGAGUAACUUCAUGGAGAAUUUUACAUUGGCUUGCCGUAUUAUUUUUGCAUUUUAUACCAGCGUAUCUUUUAGAUGCUCUCAUAGUUUUAUCUGGAAAUAAACCAUUCUUAGUAAGAGUUCAUCAAAGAAUCACAUAUGGUUUAGAAUUAUUGCAAUAUUAUACAACUAGACAAUGGAUAUUUUUAAAUGAAGUGAAGAAAGAUCUGCAAAAUCGUCUUACUCCGAAGGAUAGAGAAACUUUCUUUAUGGAUACCACUGCCAUAUCUUGGGAAGAAUAUAUGCAAAAUUAUAUUUUAGGAACAAGAAAGUAUUAUUUGAAAGAUGAUUUUUCAACCUUACCUCGUGCAAGACAAGUUUUGUCAUAUUUUUAUAUCGCCGAUUGUAUAGUGAAAUUUCUAUUUGUGAUAUUUAUCACAUGGAUUAUUUAUUCUUGGAUGAAUACAUCUAAUGGAAUAACAGCGGCGUUAAUUGGAAAGAAUGAAAUUUAAAAGACAUUUUUUUUUUCAUCUUAUAGACUUUGACUUUAACUGUUUUAUCGAUUUAGUAGUUAACUGUCUUAUCGACUCGAUAUCAUUUGUUUUAUCGACUCAGUAGUAUCUACCUUAUCGACUCGAUAUUAUCUGUUUUAUCGACUCGAUGAAAUCUACCUUAUCAAUUAAUGACAUUUACUUUACCGACUUAUGGUAUCUUACAGUUUCUUGAUGUAUCAUCAAGAAUCUCAAUAUUUAUUAAUAAAUAAUAAUCUUUCUUAGAUAAAGAAAGAGAGAUAGAA
This is a messenger RNA of Polistes dominula (European paper wasp), 2760 nucleotides long. Its product is annotated as putative fatty acyl-CoA reductase CG5065. Gene Ontology annotation, cellular component: peroxisome. NCBI's taxonomy places the organism in Eukaryota, Metazoa, Arthropoda, Insecta, Hymenoptera, Vespidae. The record is from RefSeq and is a predicted model, not a curated record. Gene Ontology annotation, biological process: long-chain fatty-acyl-CoA metabolic process. Gene Ontology annotation, molecular function: alcohol-forming very long-chain fatty acyl-CoA reductase (NADP+) activity.